Molecule: messenger RNA, 793 nt
Organism: Olea europaea var. sylvestris
Lineage: Eukaryota; Viridiplantae; Streptophyta; Magnoliopsida; Lamiales; Oleaceae
Product: 54S ribosomal protein L51, mitochondrial
Exons: 3
Coding region: 156-515 (119 amino acids)
Biological process (GO): mitochondrial translation
Cellular component (GO): mitochondrial large ribosomal subunit
Molecular function (GO): structural constituent of ribosome
Source: RefSeq, a predicted model, not a curated record
UAACACAGUCGCGACUACCUGUUACCCUUCGAAAGCCCUUGGCUACAAGGUUCUCAGCCUCAGCCGCUUCGCUACUGCUCAAAAUAAUCAAAUUUACUAAUAAUAACAAUAUCUCUCCAUUGCUGAAAUAGCUUAAAUUAUUAGAAGAGAAAACGAUGGCUCUGAGAGGCGUUUGGCAAUUACAAAAGCUGAUUGUGAGUUACUGUGAUUGGGGAGGUAGCAGCAGGGGUAUCAGGGCAUUUAUGGAGUCUCAAUUGCCAGCAUUCAAAGAACAAAAUCCUCAGCUCGAGGUGAUCACCGAUCUCAAUCGUGGUCAUCAUCCAUUUUUGAAGGGUUUAUACAAGAACAAGAACGAGCGAGUUGUAUGCGUUAAGAAUCUGACUCCUGAGGACGUACAUCAGUGCGCAACCAGGCUAAGGAAUGCACUUGGACGAAAGGUGGUGAAGCUAAAGACAAGACACGUUACAAAACAUCCUAGUGUUCAAGGUACUUGGACAACGGACCUGCAGAUGUGACCAUCUAGAAAAGUUUGACGAAGCAUUCAAGUUUUGCUUCAAAAUCAGUUUUUACUUUUUCGAGGACGAUUAUUAGCUUUCAUCUUGUGUUAAAUUGAUUCAGAAACUGGGAUAGUCGUUCAUGUGCUGUGAUGGUUAUUUGGCCCUGGAAAGUUGUGUUGGUCUAGAAGCCAAAUUUCUCCAACAAGAUAUAAAAAUCCUUGUUACCGUUGAGUUUCCUAAGCUGUUCCUUGCUGGACUUUUAUAAAUUAUAUAAGAAUGUUUUCUAGAAAUUCAAU